GGGCACCGUGUACAAAUGAACGAAAAUUCCAGAAGCACCGAGGGCAACGCGUCGGAGGACAAGGCGGAAGAUUCCCGGACCUCGAACGAAGAGAACCCAACCACGAAGUCAAGGUACGUCAGCAUCCAGAGGUUCCGUAGCACGACCUCGAGGCCAGCGACGGAGGUUUCGGAGGCCUCGACGAGCCCGGCGCCGGUGACGCGAGCGGCUCCGAUCGAGAAGGACGAAGAGAAGCUGCAAACCAGCACCGCCGCGCCGACGAGCAGCUCUUCGACAACGAUAGCGACCACCGCGUCGAGCAACGUGGCCGUGGACGAGGACACGGAGAGAUCGACGACGAAAACGGUCCUCGAAUCGACGAGCAUCUCGACGACGGAGGCGGUGCGACUGGUCGAAGAAUCUGCGACGGAGAUCCUGCUGACCACCGCUCCGGCCGGGCUGUCGGUGACGGUGUCUCAGGCGUCGUCGACGCUGCCGUCGACGCUGCCAUCGACGCUGCCGUCGACGCUGGCAAUACCAAGCUCGAGGAGCAGCGCAGCGACGGUGGCUCAACCGAGGCCGUUCGGGCACAGCCGGCGCACCAGGCCGACCACGGAGUCGCCGACCACCCCGCUGCCGGGGUCAAAGGUCGCCGGCUCGGAGGCAAUUAGACUGCCGACCCUGAAGGAACUGAUCGGUCCUCGGACCGUCGACCGGCCAGAGAAUGGCUCGCCCGUGCACUUGAGCUUGUUCGACAGAGCGGCGAGCCACGUUCUCGAGGGAGGCGACGCUCGCGACCUUCCGCGGGAGGUCGAAGCGCCCGAUGGCCCGGGUUACGAAACAGACGCCUGGAUAUUGGCCAAGGCGAGACAGGCCGAGCUGGACCCGUUCGAGGACAAGGUGCGUUUGUAUUACGACGAUGAGAAUAGCGCGGACGACGCGGAGUCCUCUCUGGCCAGCAAGAAGAGGAUCGACCGCGAAGACUCCACCACCACCAUCACCACCACCACGAUUAGGCCGACCACCAUGCGCGGCGCCCCUUUGACUCUGCCGCCCAAGGACCAGGCCCCGCGCGGCUUCUACGUCACCAGAAGCGAAACCGAAAGCAGCGUCGCCGAGACCGACGCCUUCGCCACCGAGCCGACCACCUUGUCCUUCGAAGUGGACGCGACGAGUUCGAGGACCGAAGCGACCGCGUUGCGUCGUCGGACAACCUCGAGGCCGACCGCUCAAAGUCCUGCCGACCGCGCGACGAAGCAAACGGUCAGGGUCACCGGCAAGCAUAGACACAGAGUGAACGCGACGACCCCGAGAUCAACCAGCGAAUCGUCCGCUACGCCAACGAUUCCGAAAGCACCGUCCCCGAAGACGCUCCCUCCGACUCUAGCUGCAACAUCGACCGUCGAAUCGACCAUAGAUCCCACCACCGUAUUCGAGCCAGCUGCCACGAUCGGACCGCCGAACGAUCUCUCCUCCUCGAGCACCGAAAGAGAACAGACACCCGCCGAGACAGAAGACACUGCGACCGAAGCGUCAACAGAUACUCCGGUUACUCCGAAAGAACCCGAAGAGUCCACGGCGAGAGAACAGUCGACGGACGCGCAGACUACCUUGGCGAUCGCCACGACACCGGCGGCAACUACGACGACGAGCACGGAGAAACCUGGCCCGCCGGCUCGCGGCACGCGGAGGUUCAAUUCGCACGAGUUUGGCCGCCGAGGUCACCGAGAUAAAUCGAAAACGCCGAUUGAAGAGAACCUGGUGAAGCCGAAGAGAACCCAGCAACGUCGUUUGUACAGAGGACGUCACCGGAGGCCCCUGGACUCGGUCCCCGAAGAGUCCGCCGCCAAGGACUCGAGGAACGGGUCCUCGAAGAAUGCCGAAGAACAGGUCGGGGUCGAGGAUAAUGUCGGUCGAAGCGAACCUGAGGUGAAUUCCACCAGGAGCACGGUAGGCCCCCUUCGAACACCGGGAAGCCCGUCGUCGAACAGGUUCAGGAAACCAACCGGAUUCACGUUGGCGCCGUCGCGAAAUAAGCCACAGAACGCGAUCACCAAUCCCCGAGGCAACAGUCCAACGGACGGAGUCGAUAAAAUCGGUGUCACGGAGAACGUAUCGGAAACGGCGAGACCGGAAAAAGAUAUCGAUCAGAGUAGUCGUGCACAGGAGAUCGCGGUGACCUUGGCGGAACCACCGCUGCCGCAGACACCAGCCACCGGUCGACCGUCGUUAAGGGACGCCCUAAGGCGCAGGAUAAGCACUACGCUAGCACCUAGAACAGAUUCGACGACACCUAGGACCGCCGUCAGCUUUGCCGUGACUCUUAAAGACCGACAGAGGCCGAAGACGCAGGACAGGCCGAAACAAAACACGACGAGCAGACCUAGACGACCGCAGGUGAUCGACUACGAUUAUUACGAGGACGAGGAAGAAUCGGUGGUCGGCAAAUCCACCUUCAACGGAAAGCUGCUCCUUACGAAUCAGGGCAGCAUUCGGUGCCUGGACCAGGGCAACUUCCCCCAUCCCUACUCGUGCAAAAAGUUCAUUGUCUGCGCUAGAAUGCAAAACGGUCUGGUGAUCGGUGCCGAGUAUACCUGUCCUGACAAGCUGUCCUAUGAUCCUGUCGGCGGGAUCUGCAAUUGGUCCGCGGGGCUCGGUUGCAAGGAGUAAACGAGUAAACAAACAUAAAGAUUCUUUUUGCCGAUCAAUGAACCAUUGAAUAUCGCGAUCACAGAUCAGGCGUAAGAGUAGAUCAAUCACACAGUCUGCUUUAUCGACGAUUAAAAGCGAUUCGUCGCGCCCUCUAUAUAGUCCGCAACGAAGAAUUCCGAAAGUAUCGAUUUCUGCCAGCAGUGGCGCUACGGUGCAAUGCCAGCCGGUAAGGUUGUGACACGCGAAUCAUAAUGGCAUUAGGUGAUUGAUCUAUUCCCAUACAUUGUCCGUGGUGCAAUAACAUUGAGAAGAGAUAGCAAGGAAAAUGGUAAAAAUGGUACGCUUCGGAACGAGCCAGCCAUAAUCGAUGGAAGAGCGGUGAUAUUAUCGUUUAAAAGCAUCCUCGUGUAAAUAUUCUCGAGUUAUUGUAUAUACGUAGGCUUAGUCGAGGAACGGGCUCGAUCGAGUCUAGAAUUUGAUUGUUCGAAAAAAUUUGCUCCCCGAGUCUCUCUACGAAAGAUCGAUCGAGGCGUUCGCCCGCGCCAAUUCGCGCGCCACGACGAAAUUCUUCUUUUUCUAUUUCGAAUAAAAGCAUCGUUUAAUCACAACACAA
Megalopta genalis is the source of this 3244-nucleotide messenger RNA. RefSeq lists its product as uncharacterized. Gene Ontology annotation, biological process: chitin catabolic process; carbohydrate metabolic process. Gene Ontology annotation, molecular function: chitin binding; chitinase activity. Lineage: Eukaryota; Metazoa; Arthropoda; Insecta; Hymenoptera; Halictidae. The record is from RefSeq and is a predicted model, not a curated record. Gene Ontology annotation, cellular component: extracellular region.